Messenger RNA from Sardina pilchardus (European sardine), 2116 nucleotides. RefSeq lists its product as uncharacterized. Gene Ontology annotation, cellular component: plasma membrane. Gene Ontology annotation, molecular function: G protein-coupled receptor activity. The transcript has 12 exons. The coding region runs from base 107 to 1150 and encodes 347 amino acids. NCBI's taxonomy places the organism in Eukaryota, Metazoa, Chordata, Actinopteri, Clupeiformes, Clupeidae. Gene Ontology annotation, biological process: adenylate cyclase-activating G protein-coupled receptor signaling pathway. The record is from RefSeq and is a predicted model, not a curated record.
GCUGUGCGUUAAUGAAACACCAGUCCGCACCGGGCUACUCAGUCACCGUUGCACCGGAGCAGAACACUACCGAGGGGAUCUGCCGCGGGUCGGUUAAACUCAGACAAUGAACGCCACCGCAGGACUCCAAGAGUGGCAGAUUGACACUCUGUCGCGACUGUACCUGUCGACGCUGAGUUUCAGUUUGGUGGGAAGCGCUUCAGUGGUGCUUCUGUCCAUCAUCAAGAGGCGUGACCUCAACGAACAGGUCAAGCCUCUGGUGCAGCUGGGCUCAGCGGACUUCCUGGCGUCUGCCGUCCUCCUGGGCACCAACAUGCUGAACGUGCUGCCGCUGUCCUCCGCGCUGCGCUCGAACGUGCUGCUGUGUGAGCUGGCGCUCUCGCUCUCCCUGAUGUUCUUCUGGAUCUCGUUCCUGCUGGCGAUUCUCUACGCUUGUGAGUCGACGUUUGCCACCCAGGGCUGGAGAGAGAGGACAGAGCAGGGAGACCAGCACGAGAUCAGGAGAAGGAGCAGAAGGUUUGGGCUCUUCUAUGCCAGUGUGUGGUUGGUGCCUAUGAGUGCGUUCAUUGUGUAUGCGGUGACCAUGACCACUUCCAUGGUGGACAUGACGCCUGUGAGCGCAGACAACAGCCACAACAAGAGUCUCACCCCUCCUGCUGAGUACUGCACCAGCUGCCUGCUGUUCCUUCACAUACAAGGGGACAACUGCUCUGAUAUGGAUAAAGACCAUGACCUGCUUGUUAGGGGAUUACUCUUUGCCAGUCUGCUGUCCGUGGUAGUCAUUUGCACGGUGGUGUAUUGUAAGCUGCACAGCUGGUCUCGUCAGUAUGAUGACCGGUCAGUGAUGUCCAGGAGGAGACUAAAGGGAGCCCUGAGCUCAGCACGCUACAUCAUCAUCAACACCAGCAUCUGCUGGAGUCCAGCUCUUCUCCUCCUCUCUCUGUCCUUCCUUAAGCAGGUCACUCAAGAGCAGCUGUUUCCGCUCUAUAUCCUACAGGCGUUGUUCGUGUCCCUGCACGGGUUCCUGAACAGCGUCGUGUAUGCGUGGCGGCGGCCCAACUUCCGGGAGGCCGUGCUGGGGGAGCGCAUGCCCCUGCUGUCCUCCUCCCACCGGGCCUACUUCGAGGAGUCGCUCCCCACACCCUGCUGAACCCCCGCAGGACAAACAGCCUCUCAUGAAGCACAGAGGCAAGACUAGAGGACCGAGAGAAGAGGGGAGAGAGAGAGAAGGAGAGAGAGAGAGAAGGAGAGAGAGAGAAGAGGAGAGAGAGAGAGAAGGAGAGAGAGAGGAGGAGAGAGGGAGAAGAGGAGAGAGAGAGAGAGUUCAGGACUGACUGGCUUCUCACUUUAGACCGUGUGGUUUUUUGUUGCUCAGUGGAGUUAUCGUUUUCAGUGGCAUUCCUGGUCAUGUGUGUGACCGCACCUAGUCAUGUGUGUGACCGCACCUAUUUUCUAUGGACGUGCUCGUGGAUGUGCAAAGUCCAGUUGCCUUCUACACAGUGUGGGCGCCUGGCGUGAGAAGGACAAGUGCUACAAACUAGCAAAGCCAGCUGUGUGGCGCCUGGUGCCUCAAUACGCCAAAUGAAGGACAAGCUUCUGAGAGACACUUGGAGAAGAGGAGAGGAGAGGAGAGGAGAGGAGGAGAGGAGAGGAGGCACUUUAAGAGACCAUGUUCUGUGGAUUAAUGCUAUGCUGCCGAUCUGGGAACCAGGAGCAGUCCAAGACAUACACACACACACACACACACACACACACACACACAUACAGGUCUGAGGUCAAAAGUCACUGGCGUGACCCCCCGGUGACCCCCUGGUGACCCCCCAGGCUGGGUACAGUGCUAUGGAGGAGCUCAGUGAUGUGUGUGCAGGCUGAAAUCUCCAUGGCAACCCAAAUGAUGAUUUAUUUGACGUUUUGAAGUAUUCAUUUGCUCAGAGAAUCAUGAUGUUGUGAUGAUGCUGAUAUUUUGAGGUGUGACUGAAGAGUGGAGUACCCGUUUAGACUGUUCUCAGGACAGCUGUGUGUGUGUGUGUAUGUGUGUGUGUGUGUGUGUGUGUGUGUGUGUGUGUGUAUCCUCAGUCAGACUGUAAAGUGUGUGUGUUAAUGGCACAAUAAAAGU